Molecule: messenger RNA, 1541 nt
Organism: Fusarium oxysporum Fo47
Lineage: Eukaryota; Fungi; Ascomycota; Sordariomycetes; Hypocreales; Nectriaceae
Product: cytosine deaminase
Exons: 2
Coding region: 144-1361 (405 amino acids)
Molecular function (GO): catalytic activity
Source: RefSeq, a predicted model, not a curated record
GUCAAUAUAAGGGGACGGCCUUUUACCUCCAUGUCAAACUAUCUAUUAGCAUCAAUCCAGACUUGUCUACCAAGUUAAAUAUUCCAGCGAUUCUCACCAAAGGCACCAGCUCUAUAAGCAGAAAGCUUAGCCAAGUUAUAAAUAUGCUUAGUAUCAAAGGUAUCAGCGAAUAUGCAGAAGCAAUCUAUGAUCCCACUCCGUAUGCCCAGGAUGCUGUCGCCAUGGCGCAACAAGCAUUCAAUCAACCAACGUACGGAGUCGGGGGGGUGCUCCUUGACAACGAUACGGGGGCAAUACUUUAUCAGAUGCACAACAAUGUGAUCACGGAAAACGCCAUUAAUGACCCAACGGCACACGGGGAAAGGCAGAUAAUCUAUUGGUACCUCAAACAUGCCGCAGCGCUGCCAGAGCCCAGUAAAUUAACUGUCGUGACAACAUUGGAUCCAUGUGUCAUGUGUACUGGAGCUUUUCUAGCAACGGGCAUCAACGUGGUGACUAUGUCAUAUGAUGCCAAUGCCGGAAUUAACUGGAAUCAGAAGUGGAACUUCCAGGGCCUCCCUGCCAAUCUUCGUGAGCAAGCGCAACAGCAGUUUUCAUACUUUGCUGUCCCUGAAUUGCAACUGAACUGGCAGGGACCAAAAAGGAGCGUCUUCUACGAGAAAGCUAUUUCUGGGCAACUCAGUCAGGCUGCAGCUGCUGCAUUUGCUGAUAGUCUGCCCAAGAUCGGACCCAUAUUUGCAAGCGAGGAUCCUACGCCUCUCAACAUUCGCACGCUUGGGCCAGAUAGCCCACAAAAGCGACUCCUGAGCCAGAAGUGGCCCCUAGCGGCCAUAUAUACCACUAAUAUCAGCAAAGUAUCAGGCCGGGCUAAGCUUUGGGCUCUGAUGUCCGCUAUUGGUCUAGGCAAUUCGGCAGCAUUAAUUGAUCCUUUCGAUAAUUUGUUGAUGGUCAUGUCUGGUGGGCCCUUCAUUAUCAAUACCCCUUUGUUCAACCUUAUCCAAGCAUAUACAGAUGUCCGUCGAGCAACCCAGAGUCCAGGAGGAGCAUCAGCUACUGACGGCCAUGUUCCUCACCCAAAACGAUGCAAAAUAGUACUUUUCAAGGGACCUGGUACACAAGCUACCGACAUUAUGGAUUUGGGAAUCUAUGGCUCAAGCUUGAAUAGCCCAAAUCAGAGUGGCGGAGGCUUGUUUUACUUCAAAGCUACACAGUCUCCGGAAAGCUUAGCCUCUAUGAUUCAGGAACUGCCGCCCCUCUACCCGACAGAGCUCGAAAUUACCGCUCAGCAAUUGCCCCCAAUCACUCGACCUGACGUUACUGCAAAGACCGAUGACAAUAUGUUUAUCCAGUCUAGGCUGUAAGGCUACUAGAGGUUCAGAACUUAAGGGAAAGAAUUUGAGAAAUUGUCUGUUUUAUUUGCAGUGGAGCCUUUUGGCCCAAAGCUUGUCUUCACAUUUUGACUUAGUAAAACCUUACAGAGCUUCCAUAUUUAUUCUGUUUUAAAUUUUAAUUUAGGACUAUUCCUUGCAAUUUCUUCUUUA